Molecule: messenger RNA, 1495 nt
Organism: Pezoporus occidentalis (night parrot)
Lineage: Eukaryota; Metazoa; Chordata; Aves; Psittaciformes; Psittacidae
Product: E3 ubiquitin-protein ligase RNF213-like
Exons: 2
Coding region: 470-1477 (335 amino acids)
Molecular function (GO): ubiquitin-protein transferase activity; ATP hydrolysis activity
Source: RefSeq, a predicted model, not a curated record
GAUGCGUUGAUGAUGAAAACCCAGAGCCUUACCAAAAAGUUGGCUUUUUGGGCAUUUCAAACUGGGCCCUAGAUCCUGCCAAAAUGAGCAGGGGCCUUUUUGUAAUUCGGACUGACCCUAGCAAAGAAGAGCUAGUUAAAACUGCAGAGGGCAUCUGUGCUGCACACACUUACUUUAAAAACAUGAAGCAUUUUUCCCUUUGCUGGCAGAAUUCUACUGCAAUGUGCUAAAAGCACAAAAAAAUGAGUUCUUUGGGCUCCGUGAUUUCUACAGCUUGAUCAAGACGUUACUGCACUACUUCCAGGAAAAGAGCAUCUCUCAAUAUGAGAACAUUAUAAAGGCCAUUCAGAGAAACUUUGGAGGCUCCAGUGAUAUUAAUCCUGUUGAGCUCUUGCAAAACUACACCAAUGAGUUUGAUUGUUCCCUGCACUUGGAAACCAGACACACGCUUCAUUUGCUGAGGGAAAAUAUGAGCAAACAGGCAGGGCUCAUGUCUCGAUACCUUCUGCUGCUGACAACCAACCAUGCAGCUUUCUACAUCAUCCAGAUGACACAGUUUAUAGAUACUGAGAACUGUGAAAUUAUAUUUGGCUCUGGUUUUCCACAGGACCAAGAUUAUGCCCACAUAUGCCAGUCUGUCAGCAGAGUGAAGGUCUGCAUGGAGACAGGCAGGACUGUUGUUCUUUUAAAUAUACACAACCUUUACGAAAGCCUUUAUGAUGCUCUCAACCAGUGCUUUAUUAGCCUUGGAGGAAAUUACUAUGUGGACCUGGGUCUUGGCACUCACAGAGUGAAGAGCCGUGUGAAGGAUGAGUUCAGACUCAUUGUGAUAGAGGAAAAGAAUGUAGUCUACACCCAAUUCCCUACCCCACUGCUGAACCGGCUAGAGAAGCACUGCUUAGACAUGAACACCAUUCUGAACUGGCAGCAGCAAGAACUGAAGAAGGAGCUGCAGAACUGGGCCAGGCUGUUUGUCUCCAUUGACAGCAGCAAGGUCUCCAAUGUUUGGUCCACCAGGCUCAGCCCCAAGGAACCAGAUGUCUUCAUCGGUUUCAGCAGUGAUACCUCUGCAGCUGUUGCUUUGGAGAGCACUCAGAACAGCUCCCGGGGAGCCCUUUUGCCCUAUGAAGAGCGAGAGGCCUCUAUUGCCAAAAGGAAACUUGUUCAGUGUGCAACCCCUGACUCCAUCCUGCACCUUAAAUACUCCCUUCUGGAUGAUGCUGAGCAAAUCCAAGACUUGUACUUCCACAAGCAGAAGCACAACAGCCUUGUUAGUGUUUUGGGAGAGGCAUUUAACCAGCAGCCAGGGAAGGAGAGGACUACUGGGCUCUGCCUGCAGGUUUCUACACAUGCAAGACUUCUAAAUGAGAGAGAUUUAGAAGAGUUAAGGAAGAAACUUAACCUUCAAAAUAAAAUCCAUUGCCUUUUCCUAAGCCAAUUUGAUACUGAAUACACUUUCCGCCAGGAACUCAGGUGAGGAGAGAUUUCCUUCCUG